Alternaria incomplexa is the source of this 930-nucleotide messenger RNA. RefSeq lists its product as uncharacterized. Gene Ontology annotation, cellular component: endoplasmic reticulum; plasma membrane. NCBI's taxonomy places the organism in Eukaryota, Fungi, Ascomycota, Dothideomycetes, Pleosporales, Pleosporaceae. Gene Ontology annotation, molecular function: monoatomic ion channel activity. The transcript has 3 exons. Gene Ontology annotation, biological process: monoatomic ion transport. Bases 1 to 930 code for a protein of 309 amino acids. The record is from RefSeq and is a predicted model, not a curated record.
AUGGAUGUCUUUCGCAGGAACAAUGCGCUGAACCUCAAUGACAACACCGUUAAUGGUGCGACGGCAGACAUUGCCAUUACCACACAUGGAUCCGACUUCUACUUCGCUAUCUGCGCCGCCAUGGGUCUUUCUGGAUUCAUCUUCAUCGGUCUUGGAUACCGCAAGGCGCGUCGCGACCGCCUUUUCCACUACAUCACUGCUUCCGUUGUCUUCGUCGCAUGCAUCGCCUACUUCACCAUGGGAGCCAACUUGGGCUUCACACCCAUCGCAGUCGAAUUCCCCCGUAGCGACCCCAAGGUAGCAGGAACCUACCGUUCGAUCUACUACGUCCGAUACAUCGACUGGUUCAUCACUACGCCUCUUCUGCUCAUCGACUUGCUCCUCACUGCCGGCAUGCCAUGGCCUACCAUCAUGUGGGUUGUUGUCGUUGAUGAGAUCAUGGUCAUCACUGGUCUUAUCGGUGCUCUCGUAGAGAGCCGUUACAAGUGGGCUUACUUUGUUUUCGGCUGCGUCGCUCUCUUCUACAUCGUCUACCAGCUCGCAUGGGAAUCGCGCAUCCACGCCAAGUCAUUCGGCCGUGAUGUCGAGAGGACCUUCAUGAUGUGCGGAAGUUUGACUACUUUGCUUUGGAUCUUGUACCCAGUCGCAUGGGGAGUGUGCGAGGGCGCCAACCUCAUCGCUCCUGACAGCGAAGCGGUCUUCUACGGCGUCCUUGACUUCUUAGCCAAGCCCUGCUUCGGUGCCCUCCUUCUGUGGGGCCACAGGAGCAUCGACCCUGCCCGUUUGGGUCUUGCCAUCCACGACUACGGUGAUGCCGACGCUGUCGUUCAGGAGAAGAAGAUCAAGCCUGAGACUGCUGCCUCAGGCGCAACUGCCACCCACCCCGAUGGCUACAACGGCACUGCUCCUCACGUGGACAACACUGUCUAA